CAUCUCUCUCUCUCUCUCUCUCUUUUCUUUUCUUGCACAUGUUUCUGUCUUCAUGCUCCAAGAUGACCACCUCAUCUUCACUCACUCUUUUCUUCUCCACCACCUCUCUCUCUCUCCUCCUCCACCAUUUCUGUCUUCUUCUUCAAUCCCACUCUUUCACUACCCACCAAAUGAUCACAUUCUUCUUUUGAUUUUCCUUUUCCCUUGCUCUCUCUCAUAGUUCUUCAAGCCUCCUUCCAUGCAUCCCAACAUGGCCACCAAACUAGUAGUUGAAGUUCUUGAUGCAAGUGGCCUCAUGCCGAAAGAUGGCCAAGGCUCUGCUAAUCCUUUUGUACAGGUGAACUUUGAUGAUCAACGACAAAGAACUCAAACCAAGCCUAAUGACCUUAAUCCUUGCUGGAAUGAGAAGCUUGUUUUCAAUGUAAGAGAUCUCAAAAAUCUCCCUGAGAAGAUCAUUGAAGUUGUUCUUUACCAUGAUCGAAAAGGUGAAGGUGUUCAUGACAAGAAUUUUCUUGGUCGUGUUAGAAUAUCUGGUGUCUCUGUCCCUUCAUCUGAGUCUGAGGCUAAUGUCCAGAGAUGCCCACUUGAGAAGCGUAGCAUUAUUUCAAAUGUCAAAGGUGAUGUAGCUCUCAAGAUUUAUGCAGUUCAUGAUGGGAAUUAUUAUACUUCUACUACUCAACCAUCAAAAGCUGCCAGUGUUGAGACUAAAGGCACCCCUCUCCGAGAAAUCAACAGCAACAAGCUUGAAGAAGAUUUCAUGGCUGAUGAGAAGAAGACCAAGAAGAAGAAGGAAAAAGAAGUGAGGACUUUUCAUUCUAUAGGGACUACACCAAGUGGAGGUCCUGGUCCUUCUCCUCCUCCUACGACUUCUGGGUUCGGGUUCGGGUUCGAGACUCACGCCAUGAAGGAGAAGGCACCUCCAGUGCAGGCAAGGACUGAUUAUGCUCAAGUAGGGCCACCUACAGUAAUGCAUAUGCAAAUACCCAAGCAGAAUCCAGAAUUUGUAUUGGUGGAGACCCGUCCACCGGUGGCUGCACUCAUGCGAUACAGAGCAGGGGACAAGACGGCGAGUACUUAUGAUUUGGUGGAGCAGAUGCAUUACUUGUAUGUGAGUGUGGUGAAGGCUAGAGAUCUUCCAAUCAUGGAUGUUUCUGGGAGUGUUGAUCCAUAUGUGGAAGUGAAGCUUGGGAAUUACAAAGGAAGGACUAAACACUUGGAGAAGAACCAGAACCCAGUUUGGAAUCAAAUAUUUGCUUUCUCAAAGGAUAGACUACAGUCAAAUUUGCUUGAAGUUACUGUAAAAGACAAGGAUUUUGUCAAGGAUGAUUUUGUUGGCAGAUAUUUUUUUGAUCUAUCAGAAGUCCCUCUUCGCGUCCCGCCGGAUAGUCCACUGGCUCCUCAGUGGUAUAAAUUGGAAGACAGGAGGGGUGAUAAAAUUAGUAAAGGGGAAAUUAUGCUUGCAGUUUGGAUGGGAACACAAGCUGAUGAAUCAUUUCCUGAGGCAUGGCACAGUGAUGCUCACGACAUUGGUCACACAAACCUGGCCAAUACAAGAUCCAAGGUAUAUUUUUCUCCGAAAUUGUAUUACCUUCGAGUUCAUGUCAUCGAAGCUCAAGAUCUUUUUCCGUCGGAGAAAGGUAGAGCACCGGAUUUUUAUGUCAAGGUUCAGCUUGGGAAUCAGGGAAGGAUCACUAAACCUUCACCGAUGCGAACCUUCAAUCCAGUUUGGAAUGAAGAGCUUAUGUUUGUGGCAUCUGAGCCUUUUGAGGAUUUCAUACUUUUGUCUGUUGAAGACAGGGUUGGUCCCGGAAAGGACGAGAUUAUGGGAGGGGUGAGAAUACCUGUUAGAGACGUCCCACCAAGAAGAGAAACUGCUAAACUCCCAGAUCCUCGCUGGUUCAAUCUCAUGAAGCCUUCACUAGCAGAGGAAGGAGAGAAGAAGAAAGAUAAAUUCUCUAGCAAGAUUUUAUUAUGUCUCUGCUUAGAGACAGGUUACCAUGUUCUUGAUGAAUCUACACAUUUUAGCAGCGAUCUUCAGCCAUCUUCCAAGUUCCUGAGAAAAGAAAGAAUUGGAAUUCUUGAACUUGGCAUUAUAAGUGCAAGAAAUUUGCUACCCAUGAAGAGCAAGGUUGGUAGGACUACUGACCCAUACUGUGCGGCUAAGUACGGCAACAAAUGGGUUCGAACCAGAACGCUUCUUGAUAACCUGCAUCCUCGUUGGAACGAGCAGUAUACUUGGGAUGUUUAUGAUCCUUGUACUGUGAUCACAAUUGGUGUUUUUGACAAUUGCCAAAUCAAUGGAAGCAAGGAGGAAGCAAGGGAUCAGAGAAUUGGGAAAGUGAGAAUUCGUCUUUCGACUUUAGAAACUGAUCGUAUAUAUUCACAUUACUAUCCUCUGCUUGUUCUUCAACCUUAUGGAUUAAAGAAGCAUGGAGAAAUUCAAUUGGCAUUGAGGUUUACCUGCACAGCGUGGGUUAAUAUGGUGACUCAAUAUGGCAAGCCAUUGCUUCCCAAAAUGCACUACCUCCAACCAAUUUCUAUUAGGCACAUCGAUUGGCUCCGCCACCAGGCAAUGCAGAUAGUGGCAGCAAGGCUAGGAAGAGCAGAGCCACCGCUGAGACGUGAAGCUGUGGAGUAUAUGUUGGAUGUGGAUUACCAUAUGUGGAGUUUAAGAAGAAGCAAAGCAAAUUUGGGCCGCAUUAUGAAACUGCUUGGAGGGGUUGCAGCUGUCUGUCAAUGGUUCAAUGCCAUUUGCACUUGGAGAAACGCAAUAACAACAUGUCUUGUUCAUGUACUGUUCUUGAUAUUGAUUUGUUAUCCAGAGUUGCUACUUCCCACAAUCUUCCUCUACCUGUUCGUGAUUGGGAUAUGGAACUAUAGGUACAGGCCAAGACACCCACCUCACAUGGAUACUCGGCUUUCGCAAGCUGAUAAUGUGCACCCGGAUGAGCUAGAUGAGGAAUUCGACACUUUUCCCACUUCACGACCACCUGAUAUUGUGAGAAUGAGAUAUGACAGGCUGAGAAGUGUUGCAGGCAGAGUACAGACAGUGGUGGGCGAUUUGGCUAGCCAAGGGGAAAGAGCUCAAGCAAUUCUGAGCUGGCGAGAUCCAAGGGCUACAGCCAUCUUCAUAAUCUUUUCAUUGAUCUGGGCUGUUUUCAUUUACGUAACUCCAUUCCAGGUUGUUGCUGUACUGGUUGGCCUCUACUUGCUGAGACAUCCCAGGUUCAGGAGCAAGAUGCCCUCAGUACCUGUCAAUUUCUUCAAGAGAUUGCCAUCCAAAUCAGAUAUGCUACUAUGAGCUGGAAAUUAUUGUCAAUAAACCAUUCAUUUACUUAAUUUUUGU
Molecule: messenger RNA, 3346 nt
Organism: Manihot esculenta (cassava)
Lineage: Eukaryota; Viridiplantae; Streptophyta; Magnoliopsida; Malpighiales; Euphorbiaceae
Product: FT-interacting protein 7
Exons: 1
Coding region: 239-3301 (1020 amino acids)
Source: RefSeq, a predicted model, not a curated record